AUGGCUAACUCGCGUGCUUUUUCCGAUCUGAAAUCUGGGCAGUGCUCAUCCGUUGUAGAGGCCAGACUGCUUCGAUUCUGGGAGGCUAGGAAUGUUAAGUGUGGUGGGGAGAUUAAGUGGAUGGAUUUGCUCAUGGUGGAUGUUAAGGCAACCAUGAUGCAAGUGACGAUCAGUUCAAGCCGUCUCCCACAAUACCGGGAGAGACUCAUUGUCGGAACAAUGUUUUUCGUGUCCGGUUUUGAUGUCUCUAGAUGUGCACAGAGCUUCCGGCUCACGGAGUCUUCUCUGUUGAUCAGGUUCAACGAGAACACCACUUUUGAGGAGAUAACUGAUCAUGUAUCCCCCUUGCCCGAGGAAGCAUUUCGGUUUCGUAACCAGUCUGAGAUGAUUGGUUUAGCCAAAACAAACACUCAAUUUCCAGGUACAUUGCUCCCAGUUGACACGUGA
Molecule: messenger RNA, 447 nt
Organism: Brassica napus (rape)
Lineage: Eukaryota; Viridiplantae; Streptophyta; Magnoliopsida; Brassicales; Brassicaceae
Exons: 3
Coding region: 1-447 (148 amino acids)
Source: RefSeq, a predicted model, not a curated record